Pyrus x bretschneideri (Chinese white pear) is the source of this 2228-nucleotide messenger RNA. RefSeq lists its product as uncharacterized. The record is from RefSeq and is a predicted model, not a curated record. The transcript is spliced from 2 exons. Bases 180 to 1886 code for a protein of 568 amino acids. NCBI's taxonomy places the organism in Eukaryota, Viridiplantae, Streptophyta, Magnoliopsida, Rosales, Rosaceae.
UCUCUCUCAAGACUCAAGUGUAGAGAGAGAAAGGAAACAGCUUUCUUUCUUUCUUUCUCUCUCUAAAAUAUUUCAGAAACAUGGUUGGAGAGAGAAAUUUGAGAGGGUGAGUGAGGAGGAUCAUAAUCUUGGAGAUACCUUUUUUGUGGGUUGUUGAAUUUGAGAGAGAGGGGGUGAAGAUGUUGGGGUGUGAGUGUUGGUGGUGGAGGAGCAGUGACGACCAAUUGUAUGAUUACUCAGAGCCGCAGCCGCAGCCCUUCUCUCUGCCUUCACCUCUUCCACACUGGCCUCAAGGCGAAGGAUUUGCUACUGGAAGAAUACGCCUCGGAGAAAUUGAAGUUAUCCAAGUCACCAAGUUUGAGAGCAUCUGGAGCUGUAGUCUGUUGCGUGGCAAAUCAAAGGGUGUCACCUUUUAUAGACCUGCAGGGAUCCCCGAUGACUUCUUUUGCCUUGGUUACUACUGCCAGCGGAAUGAUCAGCCAUUGAGAGGGUAUGUUCUUGUGGUGCGUGAAACGGUUGCCAAAAGGGUGGAAGAUGGUUGUACUCGAGGCUCAGCAUUAGAGUUACCGGCUUUAAAAAAGCCGGUUAACUACUCAUUAGUCUGGAAUGCGGAUUUAAGUAAUAAUGGUUGUGGUUAUAUUUGGUUGCCAAACCCACCUGUUGGUUACAAGGCCAUGGGUUUUGUGGUCACUGACAAGCCUGAGGAACCCAGCCCUGAAGAAGUUAGGUGCAUACGAGAAGAUCUUACAGAGACUUGUGAAACACAUGAUCGGAUACUUGCCAUGGAUUCAAAGUUGGACCAAUUUCAGGUGUGGAAUACAAGACCCUGCAAACGAGGUAUGUUCUGCAGUGGUGUUUCGGUUGGUACAUUCUUUUGCAGUACCUACUUGGAUUCCGAUGAAGAGCUAGAAGUUGCGUGCUUGAAGAAUUUUGAUCCGUCCUUACACGCAAUGCCAAACCUGAACCAGAUUCAUUCACUAAUUGAGCACUACGGCCCCACAGUGUUCUUCCAUCCUAAUGAGGUUUAUUUGCCAUCAUCAGUACAAUGGUUUUUCAAAAACGGGGCACUUUUGUACCGGGAAGACACUGCGAAUGGCGAACCGAUUGAUUACAGAGGCUCCAAUUUGCCUGCUGGAGGGGAAAAUGAUAGUGAUUUUUGGAUAGAUUUGCCAAGCGAUGAUGAAGCUAAAAAUCUGCUCAAGGCCGGAAACAUAGACAGUGCGGAGCUAUACGUUCAUGUAAAACCAGCAUUGGGAGGAACUUUAACAGAUAUUGCUAUGUGGGUGUUCUGCCCCUUCAAUGGACCGUCCACCAUUAAAAUUGGUUUGGUAAAUAUUGCACUGAACAAGAUAGGCGAACAUGUCGGUGACUGGGAGCACUUCACUCUCCGAGUGAACAACUUCACGGGAGAACUCUGGCAAGUGUAUUUCUCAGAGCACAGCGGUGGCAGAUGGGUGGAUGCUUUUGACUUGGAGUUCAUCGAAGGGAGUAAGCCGAUUGUGUACUCAUCAAAACACGGUCAUAGUAGCUAUGCUCAUCCCGGGACUUACCUCCAGGGUUCAUCCAAGUUUGACAUAGGAGUAAGAAAUGACGCUGCGCGGAGCAAGUUCUUCAUUGAUUCGAGCACCAAGUAUCAAAUUGUUGCGGCCGAGUACCUUGGCAAUGGCGUUAUAUCCGAACCAUGUUGGUUGCAGUAUAUGCGAGACUGGGGUCCGACCAUUGUGUAUGAUGGACGAUCGGAACUAGAUAAGUUGAUUGAUCGCCUUCCGUUCUUUGUUCGAUUCUCUGUCGAGAACUUAAUCGAGUUGUUUCCUACGCAAAUCUACGGCGAGGAAGGGCCAACUGGCCCUAAGGAGAAGGAUAAUUGGGUAGGAGAUGAAAGAUGAUAGCUCUUCCAAGCAAAAUUGGCAUAUGAACUACUUUCUUUCCUUGGUUAUGGAUGGUUAAUGGCUUGUGAAAGAAUGUUGUAACGAGAUUUCUUAGGUAACAAGCAAUCGCGCGAGGCGGGGAAGUAACUCGACCCACGGUACUACGAAAGGGUUGUCGAACCUUGCCAGAUGUAUUUAUUGUCUUCGGAAAAAAUAAGUCCGGUAGGGAUCCCGAUAAUCUCUUCCGGGAGAGGGGAGAAGGAACUUGAUUCUCGAUGAACGAAGGGGCAUUGUAGGGAAUUUCCAUGGCCAUGUCAAUAUUAUGAAACACAGUAAUCAAAUUGGUUAAAUUUCAAUGAA